AUGUACAUUCUUUACGGCGCAACCCAAUUCACCUCCUAUAGCAUGUUCAGUAAGGCAUUGACAGAGCUCGAGACAACAUACGGCUUCAACUUGCGACCUUCCAACCACCUGUUAAUUGUGGGAACCUCGGCAGGUUUGACAAGUCUUAUCGUCACCUAUCCAUUUGACCUAUUACGAACAAGAUUAGCAGCCAACUCCGAGCGCCAUUUCUUAUCCAUGACCGCAGUUAUCAAGCAAGUAAGAGCUUCUGGUGGUUUGGCAGGGCUCUAUAUGGGCGCUAAACCUACAUUACUUUCGUUGGGCUUGAAUUCUGGGUUAAUGUUCUGGACUUACGAAAUCGCUCGUGAAGUUUCGGCCCAGUAUAAGGAUAAUAUACCGUUCAUUGAAGGGUUCUGUGGCUUCUUUGCCGGUGCAUCAUCCAAGGGGAUCACUUUUCCUCUCGAUACACUUCGCAAGCGGAUGCAAAUGCGUUCAAGUAAGACGCUGAUAAUCGGGCUCGCAAGAACAAUUUUGCGGCGAGAGGGCUUAUUUGGGUUCUACAAGGGCUUUGGCAUCAGCUUGAUCAAGACAGCACCCACGAGCGCUGUUUCGUUGUUCGUGUACGAGGUGGUGCUUAACGGGAUGUAG
Meyerozyma guilliermondii ATCC 6260 is the source of this 627-nucleotide messenger RNA. Its product is annotated as thiamine transporter. Lineage: Eukaryota; Fungi; Ascomycota; Pichiomycetes; Serinales; Debaryomycetaceae. Gene Ontology annotation, molecular function: thiamine transmembrane transporter activity. Gene Ontology annotation, biological process: thiamine pyrophosphate transmembrane transport. The transcript has a single exon. The record is from RefSeq and is a predicted model, not a curated record. Gene Ontology annotation, cellular component: mitochondrial inner membrane. The coding region runs from base 1 to 627 and encodes 208 amino acids.